UACGAGCAAGCAAAACAGUCAUUUGAAAAUUAAAAUAAUAAUAACAUAUGUUCGUUCUAGCAACAGUCAAGAUGAGUGACGUGUUGAUACAAACACAACAAUAAGGCAUGUACAGUGUAAACAUGUGUCAGGUCAUCGAGCAUCAAACACACACAUUCAUGCAAAUCAAUCAAAGCAAUGCCAUCAAAUAUCAGCACUGACAAAAAAAACUAUGUACAGUAACAGUGAGAGGCCUUUUUCCAGAACUGGCGCCCUACAUUUCUCACAAUGCAAAUGUCACCGCUGGAGGAAAUGAAUCAGAUUACAUGCAGCUUCCUCUGGAGCCACAGGCUUUACACUGCUUCUUUCACCUGUAGUACUCCUCAUGACCUGUAAACACACUUUAGAAUUGGUGGAAUUGCCCUUUAAUAGAGGACCAGCAUCCAUUUAAAGCGCGCAACAACUGGAGCAGCAACUCCUCCCGUGUGUCCGUCUGACAUCUCGAAACUUCAGACCAUUGAAACAGGUGACGGAGAGCCAAAGAGACAUAGUAGACAUGGCAUGACUGUGGUCCGCCGGGACUGAGUGAUGACGUAGGCUGAGGCUGAAUAAACCGGAGCGCACAGAUGAUGAGCGGAAGCGCCAGCGCGCACCUCCCCAUAAUAAUCCGGCUGAGCAGCGUCGCUGUCUUUUCAGCACCACUCACUGACAAUCCAACCAACCGGAGAGGCAAGACAGACAGAGCUGACUUCUCUGCACCCUGCUGUGGAUCUUCUUUUGUUUUUUCUUCUUUGAUGUAAAGAAUCGAUACAACUUUUUUCCCUCCCUGUGCAGGAGCCGUCAGAUUCUUAUUUUAAUCAACCUGCUGAAAGUAAGAAUUUAGAUUUAUCGGUAUAUAUAUAUAUAUAUAUUUUUUUUUUCAAACAGGACCGACCAUGUGGUUGGUGGAUGUAUGAUUGUUGGAUUUCUCACUGCGGAUUUUGGUGUUUUUUUGUUGUUUUUUUUACGUAUGUGUAAACUUAGUUCUUUGUUUUUUGUUUUUUUCUUUUUAUUAAAAUUUGGAAGUGUAGGAAAAAAUGCCCGCAGCCUCUUGAAUUGACGAGCUGCUGCUGAAAUAACUUUAUAGAAUAUUUCACAGGAGACUUCAAACGUUCACACAGUAAAUCGGGAGCCCUUUUUAUCCCUUUUAAUCCGUGGAAUUUGUGUAUCUCGCCGGGAUGCUGAUCUCACUAGUUGGACUUUUGUUCCUGGUCAGUGGACGCGCGGUGCGGAGCCAGGAUGCUACAGGUAGCCGCUUCGUCUGUAACGCCAUCCCCCCGGGCGCAGAGCCGGGCUGCGGGUACAAUCUCGCGGGGAACCGCGUGCAGAGCAGCAGCCCCGUGGAGGACGAGCUGCGGAACACGAUCAUCCAGCUGCGGGAGACCAUCCUGCAGCAGAAGGAGACCAUCGUCAGCCAGCAGGGGACCAUCAAGGAGCUCAACUCCAAGCUGGCGCGCUGCGAGGCGGCAGCGGACGAGUCGCCGCAGGGCAAGUCGCGGGGUCAGGGCUCCAGACGGAAGGAGUACGGGAAGAACACCAUGGGGGACCUGCCCCGGGACCCCGGCGAGACCAUAGACCAGCUCGGGAAGACGAUGCAGAGUCUGAAGGGUCGGCUGGAGAACUUGGAGCAGCAGAGUUUACGCCUCCCCACCACAAAUGUGUCGGCUGGAAGUGCCUCGGCGCUGGCCCCCCUGCCGCCGGAGUUGCGGGAGCUGCUGCGGCAGCGUCUGGGGGCGCUGGAGACCCAGCUCCUCCGGAAGGUGGCCGAGCUGGAGGAGGAGAAGAGCCAGCUCUACAAUGAAACUGCGGCCCACCGCCAACGCACCGAGAGCACUCUCAAUUCCCUCCUGGAGAGGAUCACCGAGCUGGAGAAAAGUAACAACGCCUUCAAGUCGCCCGAGGAUUUCAAGGUGUCCCUCCCUCUUCGCACCAACUACCUGUACGGGCGCAUCAAGAAGAGCCUGCCAGAGAUGUACGCCUUUACCGUGUGCAUGUGGCUCAAGUCCAGCGCCAGCCCUGGCAUAGGAACCCCGUUCUCUUACGGCGUGCCAGGGCAAGCCAACGAGAUAGUCCUCAUCGAAUGGGGAAACAACCCCAUCGAGCUGCUGGUUAAUGACAAGGUAGCCCAGCUCCCUCUGUCAGUGAGCGACGGCCGCUGGCACCACAUCUGCAUCACCUGGACGACCAGGGACGGUUUCUGGGAGGCUUACCAGGACGGCGAGCGCCUUGGCACCGGGGACAACCUGGCCCCCUGGCAUCCAAUUAAACCUGGAGGGGUGAUCAUCCUCGGCCAGGAGCAGGACGUGGUCGGGGGCCGAUUCGACGCCACCCAGGCCUUCGUGGGCGAGCUGAGCCAGUUCAACAUGUGGGAUCGAGUGCUGCGGCCCGUGGACAUCAUGGGUCUGGCCAACUGCUCGGCGUACAUGCCGGGCAACGUAGUACCUUGGAUCGACGCGAACGUGGAGGUGUUCGGCGGCGCGAGCAAGGCGGCUCUGGAGAUCUGUGAAGACCGCGCUUUUGAUUCCUAAAGGAUCUGGAGCGAGGAGAUCCGGUAUCGCCAGCGAGUAUUCUGACUGCUUGUUGCUUGAGUCAGGAGAGGGUAUAGUGCAACAUUUUUACAUAUUUAUACGCUCUGACUGCUCAAAGACUCUUAUGUUCAUCGGACUCAUGUUGAUGUGUCCAUUCGAUCUGAACCCUGAGGACGUUACAGGAGACUAUAAAUUAGUCGGCUCCUCUGAAGAAGAUAUGCUGUUGCAUCAGUCUAUUCUAACGUUACGACCCACUGUCAGUCUGUGUCUUCUCUCCGGCAGAUCAGCUUUCAUUUGACACCUCUUUGAAAAACGGCUCUUUUUUCGUUGCAUUCCUUAUAGUGACGAUGCUGCACUGUAUUCGUAGUGAAUGUGAGCUCAAACAGGCUUUGAUGUGCUGCGGAACACCAUUCCUGACUUAACGCGGUAGAGAGCACUGUGAGCCUGCUCGCUGUUUAAAGCGCAAUGAGGCACCGGGGUAGAAACGCGGCGUAAUGAGGCGGAGGCUCAUGAGUUCAAAGUGGACGACGGCACAACCCCAUCGCUGUUGAUUAUUUUGAGGCAACAGGGCAGAACGUCUAAUGCAUGAGUGAUGAGUGGAAGGCAUUGGAGAAGAGACGUUGCAUGUUUUCUGUCAACACACGGAGCGCGCGCGUGUGUGUGUGCGUGUGUUUUUGUGCAAUGCGUCCGAACGAGCCAGAGCAGCGUGCUGCUGACACCGUUACGUAAGAGUGUGUGUGUGUGUAUGUUUAUGCGUGUAUGGCUUGUCUUGCGUGUUAAAAGACGAGAGAUUACUAGGGAGGGAGGACAUUUUCAUUCUUGUAAAUCUAUGCUUAAUACCUCUCUGCCCCUUGAGCAGCUGCCAUAUCCCAAACAGCUUUAUGGGCGGGUUGGCUCUGCUCAGGUUAAUAGCGAUGUCGGACAGCUGCCUGGGACUGGCGCAUCGUCAGAGCCGUGGACGCCGGCCCGAGAGAGCCCGGUGAGGGCAGGGCCUAGGCCUGACCUUCAAGGACAAUCCUUAAUUCCUCAUCUGGGUAGUAAUUAUCUGUGUUUGUGAAUGAGUGUGGCGGUGAGCAGCCAGCGGUGUCAAAUGAGAGCAGCACUCGGCCACGGACGUGAUGAAUGUCACCGAACAAGAAGAGAACCCUUUGAUCCACGGAUAUAUAUAUAUUUUUUAAAAAUGUAAGGGAAUCAGUGGAUUCUGGCACGGCUUAAUGAAUAAAAAUGAUGCUUUUUGCAGCUUAAUUUACGUUAGUCCUGAAUGUUGUGGUGCACACGUGUUUCAGUGCUGUUUGUUCUUCAUAAACAGUGAAAUACUGAUAUUAAGCCUGGUGCUGGAGCCUCACGGGGAAAGUUAAAAAAAAAAAAAAAAGAGGCAACAAAGACAUUAACUUUCUUUUCUCCUUACUGAGUAGUUCAGAAGCCAUUAAAAAAAACGCUUUUACCCACCUUAGAGCAACAAUGCAGUCGAAUAAAGAAUAGAAGAUCUGAUGCAGCAGGUUUCGCGGACAGCGCAGAAUGUUAAAAAAGGGAGCACACUCAACGUUAUGAAGCACAUAUUGGAUAUGUCACCAACUGGCUGUGAUUGUUUCCUCUAUUUGAGUGUCUUUGUUCAAAAUGUUUCAAUGUAAAAAUCAAAGUGUAUUUUUCUUCGCUUUUCUUCUGCUUAUGAUUUUUGUCCAUUAGCAGCACAUUAUGUAAAAAAAAACAACAAAAAAACAGAAAAACAAACAGCAGACGUACUUUAAGAAGAAAUGCUUUGUUUUAUUUGGUAUAUGGCCUUUUGUGAGAAACCAUACGUGCUUUUGCUUGUGGACGAUUCACACGGACAAUGAGGGACACAAGAAAAUGGGGGGAAAAAAGAAGUCUUUUGCUAUCAUUGUUUUAAAAAAAAAAGUCACCUUCGCGUCAUUUCUGCCAUGUGGUUGAAUGUCCUUUUGCACCCAAUAAAAAGAGUGAACAAGUUCC
This is a messenger RNA of Acanthopagrus latus (yellowfin seabream), 4514 nucleotides long. RefSeq names its product neuronal pentraxin-2-like. The coding region runs from base 1197 to 2546 and encodes 449 amino acids. The record is from RefSeq and is a predicted model, not a curated record. NCBI's taxonomy places the organism in Eukaryota, Metazoa, Chordata, Actinopteri, Spariformes, Sparidae. The transcript is spliced from 5 exons.